Messenger RNA from Aureobasidium namibiae CBS 147.97, 1653 nucleotides. RefSeq names its product FabD/lysophospholipase-like protein. Gene Ontology annotation, biological process: glycerophospholipid catabolic process. Gene Ontology annotation, cellular component: cytosol; intracellular membrane-bounded organelle. The record is from RefSeq and is a predicted model, not a curated record. Gene Ontology annotation, molecular function: A2-type glycerophospholipase activity. The transcript has 3 exons. The coding region runs from base 1 to 1653 and encodes 550 amino acids. Lineage: Eukaryota; Fungi; Ascomycota; Dothideomycetes; Dothideales; Saccotheciaceae.
AUGGCUCCUUACGCUGCUCUUCUUCAGCUCUCCCUGUUGGGUCUCGCUGGCCAUGCCUCUGCCGCUGCCAUUGACACCCGUUCUCUGACUCCCUAUGCUCCUGUGUCGGCAAGCUGCCCAAGCACUCCCUUAGUCCGUACUGCGAACAGUGUUGGGACCGGUGAAGCUGCAUACAUUGCAGCUCGCAAGCCCAAGGCCGAUGCUGCUCUCACUGCUUGGUUGCAGAAGACCGACUCUUCAUUCGCUACUACUAACCUUCCUACCAUUGGACUAAGCAUCAGCGGUGGUGGCUACCGUGCUUUACUCUCUGGUGCUGGUCUUAUUCAGGGUCUUGAUGCCCGUGACUCUGACCUGUCUACCAGUGGCCUCUACCAGGCAAUCACAUACGAGACAUCUCUUUCCGGAGGUGCAUGGUUCUCGACUUCAUGGACCGGUCUCAACUGGCCCACUGUUUCAUACCUGAGGGACAACCUUUGGUCUGAAUCUUUUGCCGACUCGCUUUUGGUACCUGCAAGACUCUUGUCUGCUGUCGCAUAUGCCGAGAUUGUCAAGGACAUUGUAGACAAAGCCAAGGUUGGAUUCUCGCCUACUCUCAUCGAUGUCUACGGCAGACUGCUCUCAUACCAGCUUCUUAGCACGAACAACCAAGAUCUCCUCACCGAUGGAAUGGUCAGCAAGACCCUCUCGAGUGUGGUCACUUCUUCCAACUUCACCAACCACGCCGUGCCCUUCCCGAUCAUCACCGCCAGAGGUGUCAACACCUUCGAUGGAGAAUGCAUCCCUAUGGAGAACGGAACCCAAUAUGAAUUCACUCCCUACGAGUUCGGCUCUUGGGACUCCGAUGUCAACGCUUUCACCCAAACCGCCUACCUCGGAUCCAAACUGACCAAUGGCGCACCCACCGUGGCUGGCAAAUGCAUCAAGAACUACGACAACAUAGGCUACGUCGCGGGAACCAGUUCCGCCCUCUUCAACAACUACUGCACCACCAUCCCCGCAAAGAACAACACUCAGUCGCUGGUCCAGACUCUGCAAGCCAUCAUCCUCAACGCCCACAGCCCCGUCACCCGCGACACCUACGCACCCUACCCCAACCCCUUCUACCAAUACCCCACCGCUACCCUCACAAACGCACAAAAGGAGAUUUCACUGGUUGAUGGCGGCGAAGGCAACUCAGCCAUGCCCUUCUGGCCUCUGAUCCAGCCCGAGCGCAAUGUAGACGUCAUCAUUGCCGCCGACAAUGGCGCAGACACUUCCGAUGACUUCCCCUCUGGCACCGCCAUCGUAGGAGCCUACCAACAAGCCCAAGCCCAAGGACUCACUCGCAUGCCCUUCGUCCCUGACCUCGAUACCUUCCUCGCUGCCGGCCUCAACAAACAUGCUGUAUUCUUCGGUUGCGAUACCGUUGAUACUGCUACUGUGAUCUACCUUCCCAACAACAACUACACAUAUGCCUCCAACAUUGACACUGUGAUUAUUGAGACUUCGGAGAGCCAGACUGCGGGCAUCAUUGCUAAUGGCAAUGCUAUCGCGACUCAAGAUGGCGACGAGCAAUGGCCUGUUUGUCUCGGAUGUGCGGUCAUGAAGAAGACAGGGAGUGCGCUGCCGAGUGCUUGUGCUGCUUGUUUUGACAAGUAUUGUUAUUCGCAAUAG